Messenger RNA from Nicotiana attenuata, 939 nucleotides. RefSeq lists its product as uncharacterized. The transcript is spliced from 2 exons. The coding region runs from base 1 to 939 and encodes 312 amino acids. The record is from RefSeq and is a predicted model, not a curated record. Lineage: Eukaryota; Viridiplantae; Streptophyta; Magnoliopsida; Solanales; Solanaceae.
AUGCAUGAAGCUGCUUCUAAUGUCAAUGAUAAGAUCUGGGUUUUUUGGGAUAAGGAAUUCACUGCCAAGGUCCUAGAUCAUGAUGAGCAACAACUGUCUUUGGAGAUGAAGCAUGUUGAAAAUGGCAACUUAUUUCACCUAACAGUCAUUUAUGCCAAAUGUAAACCAGUUCUCAGAAGGCCACUGUGGGAAGUUUUAAGGCAGAAAUCAACAAACUGCAGUGUACCAUGGUGUGUCAUAGGAGACUUUAAUAUCAUUGCUUCUGUAGAAAAAAAGAUUGGUGGCAUUCCAUACCAGAUGUCCAAGAGUCUUGAUUUUUUGAGCAUGAUGGAGGACUGUGGCCUUGUGGAUUUGGGUUUCUAUGGUCCUAAAGUCACAUGGUCUAAUGGAAGGGGCAAUGUUCUAUUGUAUGGAAAAGAAUAUGGGGACAUCUUCCAAAAACCUAAAGAAUUUGAACAAAAGGUGAAGGAUGUAGAGAUGAUAUGGACUCAUACAAACAAUGAUACUGAUAGAGCAACAAUCAAUGAGCUUAAGGCUCAAUAUGUUAGACAUUUGAAGGUUGAGCAGGAAGUUCUGAAACAUAAAACACAACUCAAAUGGUUCAAAGAAGGGGAUGCCAAUUCUAGAUACUUCCAUAGUUUAAUCAGAGGAAGAAGAAAGAAGUUGUUCAUCCACAAAAUCAAGAAUGAGGAAGGUGAAUGGAUUCAAGGUGAUGAAAAUAUUGGGAAGGCUGCUUGUGGCUACUUCCAAGACCUCUUCACAGACCCUGGUUCGGUCAUUAGGGAAGACCUGCUUUCCAUAAUUCCAACCAUGAUCUCUAGUGAUGACAAUGCCAUUCCCACCAAGGAUCCUUCUAUGACAGAGCUCAAGGAAAUAGUUUUCUCCAUGAAUCCUUCUAGCCACAAUCAGAAGAAUUCAAGCAGAGAUAGGAUUUUCUAG